UCAGUCGUCUCAGGACUUCCCAGGCAGACGGUUUUGACAUGACGUCGAUAGCAAUAAAUUCUUUAAAAUCAUAGACAUUUUAUACAAGUUCUUUUAUAAUCAUAGUGUAGUGCCUUAAAGUGUAGUGUUUGUGAUAUGUAUAAAGUGAACUAUAUAAUAUGUUUCGUUAUAUACUUCUGGCAUUUUUAGCGUCAUCACCGGUUUUGACAGCGGUGUACCCUGAUCGGAUUAACUUCUGCAGUAAGAAUGAGUUUUCGUGCACGGACGGCGCAUGCGUGAGCCUGGACCGGCGGUGUGACGGCGAGAGAGAUUGCGCUGACGGCAGCGAUGAAUUCAGCUGUGGGGUCGGCUCAAAUCAGUUAGAACUUCAGGAUUUGGUGCUACAUCGACACAAGCGGCAGUCCGGGUGUCGUAAAAACCAGUGGCCCUGUCGGGAUGGAACCUGUAUACCUUUCGACGGGAAAUGUGACGGAGUAGUCGACUGUCCCGAUGCGAGCGACGAGACUCACGCCCUCUGUCGAAAUAUGCGCUGCCAGUCCAACCUGUUCCGCUGCUCGUACGGCGCAUGCGUGGACGGCACGGCGCCAUGCAGCGGUGCGCAGGAGUGCGCAGACGGCUCUGACGAACUGCUACCACACUGCAGGAACGAAACGCAAGUCGUAAAAGGAAAAUUCACCUGCAAGAACGGGGAGAAAAUACCCUCAACGGACCUGUGCGACGGAGUGAAGAAUUGCGCGGAUGGGUCCGAUGAGACGCUAGAGUCGUGCGCGGGACGGCGAUGCGCGCCGUACCUGUUCCAAUGCGCUUACGGCGCUUGCGUCGACGCCGACGCCGAGUGCAAUGAGGACGGCACUCUACAUUGCGCAGACGGCUCAGAUGAGGCAGCCGAGCUUUGCAACAGAACGACCACACCGACAAACACGGCCUCAAAAUGCGUGCUACCCGACUACCCCGAGCACGGCACAUACACGGUCGCAGGGCGCGCGGCGCGCCCUGGCCUAGUGUUCGACACCGUCACUCUCAGCGUGUCUUGCUCUCCGCCCUACCGCCCGGACGGCCCCGCGCAGUCCCACUGCGCCAACGGCCAGUGGUACGCCCCUGUGCCAGAGUGCAAACGUUUCUGCAAACUGACUCGGCAUCUCAGCGUCACCUACUCCUGCAAAAUCACCGACUCCAACAUCCUAAGCGGUGACAGAAAGUGCAACGAAUAUGAACCGAGCGGCACCGAAGUCCACCCCCGUUGCAACGACAACUACUACCACAAUGGCGUCCUCAGCUACAUGUAUUGCAUCGACGGAUUCUGGGACCAUGUCGCCACUUGCGAACCAGAAUGUGGCACCCUCACGCCCAAAGGCGAACAGUUAGUGAUCAAUGGAGUAAACGCGGAAAGAGGGGAACUGCCGUGGCAUACCGGCAUCUAUGACAAAAGGUUUACCCCCUUCAUGCAGAUCUGUGGAGGGUCACUAGCCUCAACUACUGUUGUUAUAUCAGCGGCACAUUGUUUCUGGAACGACAUAGAACAACUGUUACCAGCGAAGUACUUUGCAAUUGGCGUGGGCAAGCUGUUCCGACCAUGGAACUUUAAGGAGGGCGGACAGAAGUCUGACGUGGGCGACAUAAAAAUCCCGCCCCGUUUCUCUGGCGGGGCCAGCAACUUCCAAGACGACAUCGCCCUCCUUAUUCUGGUCACGCCAGUCGUGCUGGCCAACUAUAUACGGCCAGUCUGCGUAGACUUCAGCGUGCUGUUUGAUGAGAGGCAGCUUCGGCCGGGGAAUAUGGGCAAGGUGGCAGGCUGGGGAUUAACCUCGGAAGAUGGUAACGCGUCACAAGUUCUGAAAGUGACAGAGUUACCAUACGUUGACGUGGAACAGUGCAUUGCUGACCUGCCUUUUGCCUUCCGCAGCUUUAUUACUAGCGACAAAAUAUGCGCUGGGACUAAGACUGCCACAGCACUCUGCAAAGGCGACAGCGGCGGCGGCCUAGUCUUCCCAGAGGUGGAACGCGACGUUCAACGCUGGUACCUCCGAGGAAUAGUGUCCACUGCCCCUAGCAACGGACAUAAGUGUAACGCGAACUCGUAUACGAGUUUCACGCAACUGUUGAAGCAUGACGAGUUUGUUAGGAAAUAUCUUAAUAAUAGGAGCAGAUGAUAGGUUUUGGUAUUGAGUACAAAAUUGUAUCCACGGGCAUUUUCAGAAUUUGAGACCCCCCCACUAGGGAAAGUUGUUAACAAUUAUUAACUCACUGUCAGUUUUGUGACGAGCAUGAAAUUUCAAUAAAAAUAUUGUUUGUGUAUUAAUUACAUAAACGGCGGUUUAGUGGUGACGGGUUAAGAAUUUCACCACCCCCUUUCUUCCCGUGG
Molecule: messenger RNA, 2362 nt
Organism: Leguminivora glycinivorella
Lineage: Eukaryota; Metazoa; Arthropoda; Insecta; Lepidoptera; Tortricidae
Product: modular serine protease-like
Exons: 15
Coding region: 159-2150 (663 amino acids)
Biological process (GO): proteolysis
Cellular component (GO): plasma membrane
Molecular function (GO): protein binding; serine-type endopeptidase activity
Source: RefSeq, a predicted model, not a curated record